AGACUCUAGAAGACUAGAAGUCGAGAGACUCGUCUUCACAACCUGUCAACCCUAGUUAAAUAAUCAAGCACUGCAGCUUUGACAUACUUCCUCAGAGCCCAUAAUCACAGCAGCUGAAGAGUGGGGAUCACAAGUUUGCGUAGCUAGUUGGGGUUUCUUAUUUUGUUAAAAAGAUGGCAUUGGAAGAAAGUCUGGCCAAAUUCAAGAAGCAACAGGAGAAAUGUCAAUCAACCCUAGCCAGUAUCAACAACGCACGAGCAGGAUCAUUCAGAGCUGCUGCAUCAGCUCAUGAUAAACCUGUUCCUGUUGCAACUUCAGCUUCAAUUGCUGUCAAGGCUCCUGCAAUCAAAUUUUCGGAUGAUACACAGAGGCUUCAACAUAUCAAUAGUGUCCGGAAAUCCACAAUUGGGGCUCAAUUGAAACGUGUAGUUGAUCUUCUACGCGAGACAAGGGAAGCAUUUACCGCAGAACAAAUUAAUCAAGCAUGUUACGUGGAUGCAACUAACAAUAAGAAUGUCUUCGAUAGUUUGACAAGUAAUGAUAAAGUGUACUACGAUGGGAAGCGCUUCUCUUACAAGCCCAAGUAUGGCGUUAAAAACAAAGAAGAACUGCGCCAGUUCAUCCUUGAGUAUCCAGAAGGCAUUCGAAUUGGAGACUUAAGUGAUGCAUACCCAAGGGUCAUGGAAGACUUACAGGCUCUGAAGGCUUCUGGUGCUGUUUGGUUGCUAUCAAAUUCUGAUUCUCGAGAAGAUGUUGCAUACCCGAAUGAUCCCAAGAUAAACAUCAAAGUGGAUGAUGACUUAAAAUCACUGUUUAGAGAGAUUGAUCUUCCACAUGACAUGAUUGAUAUUGAGAAAUAUAUUGAGAAAAACAAGAUGAAGCCUGCAACCAACACUGCAAGGAGGAGGGCGAUGGCUCAGGUUCAAGGUAGUAACCCCAAGCCAAAGGCCAAGAAGAAAACACGCGAUAUUAGCAGGAGAACUAAGCUUACAAAUGCCCAUCUCCCAGAGCUUUUCCAGAAUCUUAAUGUUCCCUAAUCAUUUCAUGCGCGUAAAUCUUCACUGAAGUCUAACAUAGUUUGAGAAUUGUGGUUUGAGUUUCGGUUUACUAGGCACAUAAUCAUGUGCUGUGAACUGUUUUAUAUAUCUGGGAUUUCCAUUAAAAAAAAAGAGAAGUAGAAUAACGUCCUUUUGUAGCUGGGAUUUUAAUUAGGCGAUCAAUAUUGAAUUGUACCGGUACAAGCAGAUAAUAGAUGGCAGGUAGUAUCGGCUUCACAUUCAUAUUAGGGGAAUAGCAAAUUCAAUAGCAUCCACUGUUAUUACAGAUUUUUGGGGUUGCUCUCUUUAUGCCUUAUAAUGUCGGGUGUUUUCUUCUUGUCACUUGCAGCAUUCUCAGAACAGAAAUCCUCACUAAGCACUGUAACAAAAUAAUCUGUUUUUUUUAGUUCAUUGCAAAAAUAGAAGAUGAAUCCAUUUUAAGCACAACUCCAAUCACGGUCCAAUUGGUCAUCUAGUAUAUCCUGCCCACCCAUCGUCCUAAGGAUGGAUUCACUUAUUGUUUAAAGAAGCACUGCCAUAUAGUAUAUGAAACUUUUUCAAUUUAACAUUUUUUUUUUUAACUUUUUAUUCUUCUACUAGUGCAGCUUUGAAUGGUAGAUUAGAGGAGAAGAUUGAGAAGGGAAGUUGACAACAAACUACAAAAAACCAAAAUUAUGCAACGUGAACUUCAAAUUUGUUCUUUCAUCUUCUUGUAACUUGUUUAUCUGACAAAGAUGGAUCCCCCAUGGUCACCUACACCACUACCACGAUCCACUCUGUAUGCACCAAUUCCUACGCAGGAACUGCGCCACCAACGUUCUUAUUGCGGAUUCUUGCCUUUAUGCUUGUGGUGCUUUUGCUGCUGUGGUUUGUUUAGAAGCUGCCCACCAUUGUUUGACCGGCCAGCACACCCUACUCUUGUUUGAACCAGCUCAUUGUACUCCAAUUCAGGUUUCCUUUGUUGUUUGGGGUUGAUUUAUGCUUCUUUUUCACCAUAUUCUGUUCUGAAAAUUGUGUAAAAAUCUAUCUAUAAGCCUUACUUUAGUGGGAAUAUACUUUCUACAUGUUCUAAAAGAAUCACAGUAAAUGUACUCUAUUCUUUGUGUUGGUUGUAUCGGCUAGUCCGUGAUGGGAAUUGUACGUUUUUCCUUCUGUAAAAACCGAAUAAUCCGAUUUACUUGCGAAAGGGUACUAAUCUUCUCUA
This is a messenger RNA of Papaver somniferum (opium poppy), 2241 nucleotides long. RefSeq names its product general transcription factor IIE subunit 2-like. The transcript is spliced from 6 exons. Gene Ontology annotation, biological process: transcription initiation at RNA polymerase II promoter. Lineage: Eukaryota; Viridiplantae; Streptophyta; Magnoliopsida; Ranunculales; Papaveraceae. The coding region runs from base 174 to 1037 and encodes 287 amino acids. Gene Ontology annotation, cellular component: transcription factor TFIIE complex. The record is from RefSeq and is a predicted model, not a curated record.